AUGAAACGCGAAUCGCCACCAGACGACCAAGGGUACCCUGCCGUUUUUGACCUCGAGGAUGAGUCGGAACAAGCGCGAUGGGAAAGGAAGGGGAGAGAACGUCCUGAAAAGUUCAAGACCACAACUCAAGAAGUUGGCUUCAUCUUUGCUGUGGUCAUGGCACAGCUCAUGUCCGAAUUCUUCGUCUCUGGUUUCAUUGUUCUUAUCCCAACACUGGCAAGAGAACUGAACAUUCCACCCGAGUCAACGACCUGGCCAGCAGGAGCUUUCUCGUUGGUUGUAUCAACAUUUUUGCUUCCUCUCGGACGAAUUGCGGAUAUGUACGGAGCCUACCCUGUCUACGUAGGUGGAAUCAUCUGGACUGUGAUCUGGUCAAUCAUCGCUGGAUUCUCAACCAACGAGAUCAUGUUGGACGUCUGCCGUGCAUUUCAAGGCUUCGGCCCAGCAGCAUUCUUGCCAGCGUCAAUGUCCUUGCUCGGAUCUAUAUAUCGGCCAGGUCCUAGGAAAAAUCUAGUCUUCUCCAUCUAUGGUGCAAUGGCUCCUCUAGGAUUCUUUGCGGGCAUCUUCUUCGCCGGCAUAUCGGCGCAGUACGCGAACUGGAGAUGGUACUUCUGGAUCGGCGCCAUCAUCAGCGCAUUCAGUGGCCUGGCUGGGUUCCUGACCAUUCCUUCAGACAUUGCAGAGAGACGAGCAAUGAACGUCAAGAUGGAUUGGCUAGGCACGUUCACCAUAUCUGUCGGCAUUAUCCUGGUCGUCUUCGCCCUGACCGGAAGCUCUGGAGCGCCUCAUGAAUGGGGAACAGACUAUAUCAUCGCAACCAUGGUCAUCGGUGUGGUCUUCCUGGGUCUGUCCGUAUACGUGGAGGGCUGGAUUGCUGAAGCGCCUCUACUUCCACCAGAGCUGUUCAAGAUCAAGUACAUGAAGCCUCUUGUGCUUGCAUUGUUGCUGACAUACGGCGGCUGCGGAAUUUACUUGUUAUACGCUACUCAAUACAUGACCGAGAUUCAAGGAGCAACACCGAUGCAGCUUGUCGCCUGGUGGUCUCCCGCAGCGGUCGGAGGUUGCAUCAUUGCAACAGUGGGAGGCUUUGUGUUGCACUUACUUCCAGGAACCAUACUUAUCAUUAUCGCCUCAGUCGCCUGGAUCGUCGCACCAUUACUCUUCGCCCUCGUUCCGGUAGGCGGUCAGAACUUUUGGCCAUGGGUGUUCCCAGCAAUGGUGUGCUGUACAAUUGGUAUCGAUAUUACAUUCAACGUCACAAACAUCUUCAUUACGACAAGUCUGCCAAAUCGCCAGCAGGGACUCGCGGGGGCCUUGAUCAACAGUUUGUUGCAAUUGGGUAUUGCAGUCGCUCUCGGGUUAGCAGAUAUCACUGUGGCUCAGACCGCAGACCAGGGAGUGGCACAGAAGUACAAGAAUGCGUUUUGGCUCGAGGUUGGAUUGGCUGGUGCGGCGCUGGUGAUAUUCGUCGGGUUCGUCAAGGUCGACAAGGCGAAGGCCCAAGCGACAGCAGACGAGAGAGUUGAGGUAAAGUCAUAA
Aureobasidium subglaciale EXF-2481 is the source of this 1539-nucleotide messenger RNA. RefSeq lists its product as uncharacterized. The coding region runs from base 1 to 1539 and encodes 512 amino acids. Gene Ontology annotation, biological process: transmembrane transport. Gene Ontology annotation, cellular component: membrane. Lineage: Eukaryota; Fungi; Ascomycota; Dothideomycetes; Dothideales; Saccotheciaceae. Gene Ontology annotation, molecular function: transmembrane transporter activity. The transcript has a single exon. The record is from RefSeq and is a predicted model, not a curated record.